GCUGCCCCUGUCUUUGGGAGCUCCGCUCCUCCCGGUGCGUCCCGCCCGGCGGGCGCGACCCCAGGUCCUGGACUCAGGGCGCAUGGCGGCCCCGGUCACGCAGCAGGUCAGCGGCCGCGCUGCCCCGGCGCCCGUCCUGAGCGGCCCGGAGCGCGGGCAGUCCCUGGCCGACGCCGUGGCCGAGUUGCCAGUGCUGGACGCCUCUGGGAAGCGGGUGGCCUUCGGUGCGCUGUUCCGGGAGCGCCAGGCCGUCGUGGUCUUCGUGCGGCAUUUCCUGUGUUACAUCUGCAAGGAAUACGUAGAAGAUCUGGCCAAAAUCCCCAAGAGCUUCUUAGAAGAAGCAAAUGUCACUCUCAUAGUGAUUGGACAGUCAUCCUACCAUCAUAUUGAGCCUUUCUGCAAACUAACUGGGUAUGCUCAUGAAAUCUAUGUUGACCCUGAGAGAGAAAUUUAUAAAAGAUUGGGAAUGAAAAGAGGUGAAGAAAUUGCUUCUUCAGUGGUCUGGAUCCCCGGUGGCACAGCGGGUAAGCAUUGGGCUGCUAAUCAAAAGGUCGGCAGUUUGAAUCCACCAGCCGCUCCUUGGAAACUCUGUGGGGCAGUUCUACUCUGUCCUGUAGGGUCACUAUGAGUCGGAAUUGACUUGAUUACAACAGGUUUUUUGGUUUAUUAAGUGGUCCAGAUACACCAAACUACAAGAUUUCAAUUCCUGGGUGUAAUGACCGAGAAGACUAUUCAUGGACUACCUAUUGACUGAUAAAAAGAAGUUGCAGAAAAAUGUAUUGAAAACAAAAACUAUUUUCAUAAACGUAAAGGUCUAAAGUAUAUAUAUGUGUGUGUCAUGAAAGAGGUUUUAAAAGAUACUGCACUGUUUACCAUAAGGGAUGGGAAUGAGAAAGUGGCUUUUGUAUUUGUAUUUUUUGCAAUGAGUACAUUUCACUUUUGAAAUUAAAGGUAAUACUAAGUUCAUAUAUUUUCAUACCAUGGCUUUUGAAUACUCUGCGUUCUCUAAUUGAUGAGAUCCUAGUUAUCUUUUGAAGCCCAGCUCUUAAACGUGAUCUUAAUAGCUCUUGAAGCAGAAGUAAUUGCUUCCCUCAUUGUACUUUAAUAAUGGCACCUUGUACUUAACCUCUAUUAUAGCACUUAAGGUGACGGGGUAAUGUAAUUAGUUGAAGAGUUUGAUAUUUUAUUCAUUUUUGUCUUGACCACAUUCCCUGCCCUUCGCACGAUUCCCUGUAAUUAAUAGAGCUUAAUAAACUUAAGUUGAACUGUUAAUGUGUGUUUUAAGUAGAAAGAAAUUGGUUUCUGAAAUGCCAGAUAAAAGAAUUCAAACUCAAAUCAGUCAUUGUCACAAAUAUUACUGAACUCUUGUCUGUGACACCCACUGUGUUGGAUGCCCCCAGAGGGCAGUGAUAAAAGACACAGCCCCAGCCGUCCAGAAGUUCAUGCUGUACUCUGGGAGACAGAAGCAAACAAACAAGUACAGUGCAGUUUACGGGCUUUUUGCAAUAGAGGAGAGCAUGAAUACCUACAUGGGGAGAUAAGGAUCUGGGGAGGCUUCUCAGAGGAGGUGAAGUCUCAGCUCACUCUUAAAGGACCUCGGAGGGUGACGUAGAAAAGCACAGCGGCAUGAAAACAUAUGACUCGUGUGGAGAAGCGCAGUUGACAGCUGGAGUCUAGGGGUCAGAUGGGGAGUUGGUGUGAGCUGCGGAUAGGUUGUGGCCAGUUCAUGUUGAGUCAGGUGUGGCAGCCCAAGGAGUUUGGACUGAUUGUCAAGGCAGUAGGGCAGCCAUAAAAGUGUCUGAGGCAGAGGAGUGAUCCAGUCACAUGCCUGGUUUCGGGAGGAAUUGGAGCAGAGGUAUUCAUGACAAGGUUUUAGUACAGGCUAGGAAGAAAUGACAGGCCUGAAGUGGGGGUGGAAAAGAGGGAUGGGUCUGAGAGCUGCUUAUGAGCUAGAGUUGACGUGACCCCUUUACUGAUGUUUUUAAAGAAGGCAACCUAAACUGUAUUAAAACUCAGGGUGAGCCGGAGUAAACACAGCAUUUGUUUUUUUUUUUUCUUCCUCACUUUCUCUGUAGAAUAGGAAAAUGCAGCAGUCCAGGUUGUGAACCUUACUUUUUGGUACACUAUUUUCAUGUGCUAGAACGGAGUCUCAGCAUUUGUAAGGUCUGUUUAUCAUUUAGCACUUCAGAUAUAAACAGCAAGUUUUACCUCUCCAGUCAUUGCCACAAUAAAGGUAUGGGCUUGUGAAGAAAACAAAUGCAUUCUAAGGAAACAUAUGUUUUUAAGAGAGCAUAUUAAAAUCUUUUAAACUCCUUUGACCUGUAUUAAAGUACUGUGUUUCCAAAUAGGAAAUAUUAGGUUGUCAUAAAAUAAUUUUUUAAUGAUUCCUCAGUGAAAAACAGAAAGGCAUGAAUCUUAGAAUCAGUAUCACAGUAGUCCUACUUGAAAAUUAAGACAGUAGAAAGAUACACAAUUAUAAUUUAGAAUCAACAGAUACCCAUUUUAUGAAGAAAAAGAAUAAGAUAAAGCAGUUAACUGCAAGGGAGUAUUAGAUUUGAAAAAGACUAAAAACAGGAGUUUUAUACACAAGAACUAAAUUCGAACUGGCAAAAUGAGAUUGUGCUCAACAGCAGAGACUUAAAUUCUAGGUUGUAGAAUCUUCUACUGGGUUUGUAAAUUCUGUGAUAGUAAAUGACCUAUUCUUUGGCUAUAAGAAGAUAGCUUGGAUUUCUGGACAUUUACUUCAGAUACGUUGUUGUUGUUAGGUGCCGUCAAGUCGGUUUUCAAAUCACAGUGUCCCCAUGUGACAGAGUAGAGCUGCCCUAUAGGGUUUCCAAGACUGUUAUCGUUUUUUUCCUACUUUUUUUUUUUUAUUAUUGAGCUAGAU
Messenger RNA from Loxodonta africana (African savanna elephant), 2887 nucleotides. It is a transcript of the gene PRXL2C, whose product is annotated as peroxiredoxin like 2C. The record is from RefSeq and is a predicted model, not a curated record. The coding region runs from base 83 to 628 and encodes 181 amino acids. Lineage: Eukaryota; Metazoa; Chordata; Mammalia; Proboscidea; Elephantidae. The transcript is spliced from 5 exons.